Bactrocera tryoni is the source of this 592-nucleotide messenger RNA. Its product is annotated as defensin-C-like. The transcript has a single exon. Bases 39 to 452 code for a protein of 137 amino acids. The record is from RefSeq and is a predicted model, not a curated record. Gene Ontology annotation, biological process: defense response to bacterium; humoral immune response. NCBI's taxonomy places the organism in Eukaryota, Metazoa, Arthropoda, Insecta, Diptera, Tephritidae.
GAUCAAAGCAACAGUAUCAUUCUAACAGAUCCGCAAACAUGAAGACCAUCGCCAUUGUUUCUCUUGUUGUUUGCAGCUUCUUGCUGUUCGACGCCACAUCAGCUCACCCCUUGGCUGAUUCGGAAGUUGCAUCCGAUGAGGUCAUUCUGAUUGAUCCAGUUCCAGCACAGCGCCCUAGUAAAGACAUUAUAAUUGAUGCAUCCAUUCAGGCCCAGGCUCAUGUAGUGGUUCCAGGCUCAGUUGCCGAGGAGCUCGUUAAAAUUAUUGCUGAGGCUUUUCAAACCCAAAAGUCUGGAAAAGUCAAUGGUCCGCAAAGCCGCAGCAAGCGCAUUACCUGUGACUUAUUGGAUGCCUCUGGUUGGUCCAAAACUUUGUGCGCUGCCCAUUGUAUCGCUUUGGGACACCGAGGUGGCUACUGCAAUGGAAAGUCUAUCUGCCAAUGUCGUGAUUAAAAGCUGACAUUCGAAAGAUAAAAUGGAAAGUAAGGAGAGGACUUAAAUUAAUUUCAUUUAAUGCCAUUAAAAUCUGUAGCAUUUCUGUGUGUUCAAAUAUAAAUCAAUAAAUAUUUUUAGUUGCGGCGAUCGAUAGCAAA